AUGAUGAUGGUGAGCGACGACUGCCUGGUGGAGUGUAAGAUUGAUGAUGACAGCGAUGAAGAACAGAUAAACACGCCUCCUCCUCCCCCGGAGUUUGCGUCCAAAGCCCCAACCCCAGCGCCUGAACCUCCGACCCCUCCCACGGCCCCUGCCACGCCCAGUCCCACGGCCCCUGCCACGCCCAUACCCACGCCCAGGCCCACAGCAACAUUUCCUGUCAACAGGGACCCAUAUGGCAUCAACCAGCACCUAAAGGUGGAGGUCAGUGAAGUGCUGGCGGAGCCGGCCACACCUCACAGCAUAGACAAAGUGUGGCUUUACAGUGUUGCUGGCUUCGAGACAACUCGUAUCUGGACGUACCGCUGCCUCUCCUUGCUGCUUGCCGUGCCCUUCGCUCUCCUAUGUGGUAUUUCCCUGGCCAUUCUCGCCUGUCUACACGUCUGGUUUGUGGUGCCUUGCCUACAGCUGAGCAACACCUUCCUUCCAUGCCUACGGUCCCUGUGUAUGUGUGCUGUGAAUGCUUUCAUCGCUCCCUUCUGUACGUCUCUCGCUCUCUGCUGCAGUCAAAUCACCAUUUCACUGUCGAACAGGGACUGGCAUCAAGUGAGAGACAAAGAGACUGUAUGA
Molecule: messenger RNA, 627 nt
Organism: Anarrhichthys ocellatus (wolf-eel)
Lineage: Eukaryota; Metazoa; Chordata; Actinopteri; Perciformes; Anarhichadidae
Gene: cav4b
Product: caveolin 4b
Exons: 3
Coding region: 1-627 (208 amino acids)
Biological process (GO): cell differentiation; caveola assembly; regulation of cytosolic calcium ion concentration
Cellular component (GO): focal adhesion; caveola; sarcolemma
Molecular function (GO): molecular adaptor activity
Source: RefSeq, a predicted model, not a curated record